Messenger RNA from Dictyostelium purpureum, 3963 nucleotides. RefSeq lists its product as uncharacterized. The transcript has 6 exons. The coding region runs from base 346 to 3867 and encodes 1173 amino acids. The record is from RefSeq and is a predicted model, not a curated record. Lineage: Eukaryota; Evosea; Eumycetozoa; Dictyosteliales; Dictyosteliaceae.
UUUGUCUUUGUUUAUUAUUUCAUAUAACAUAUAAUAAUUUGUUUUUUUUUUUGAUUUAUAAAAAAUUAAUUUUUUUUUUUUUUUUUAAUUAUAUAAUAUAUUUAACACACAUACCACUAUUUAUUUUUCAUAAUAAAAUAAUUAUUUUUUUUUUUAAAUUAAAAUCACAAUUUUAAUAUGUAGUUUUUUUUUAUUUUUUUAUAGAGUUGAAUAUUUAUUAAUAAUUAUAAAAUAAAAUAUUAACCACUUUAUAUUUAUAACUUCACAACAUAUAUUCAUAUACACAUACAUAUAACCAUACAUAGAUAAACAGAAAUAGCACUUAUAAAAGUGUAAUUAAAUAUUAUGAUAAACCAUAAUAAUAUAGUUUACAAUAGAAUUAAUAAUAAUAAUAAUAAUAAUAAUAACAAUAACGAUAAUAAUAAUAAUAAUAAUAAUUCAAAAAUAAGGCAUCAAAAUAAUAAAAGUAAUAAUAUAAAAAAUGAAGAAUCAGCUACUAGAUCUAUCAAUAAUAGAAAUAAAAUUUAUAGUAUAAAUUGUUAUUAUUAUUUAUAUUGUUUUAUAUUGAUAUUAUCGUUACUGUCGACAGUAAAUAGAAGUGAUGCAUUCGCAGUUAGAAACCAUAUUAUUUUAUUGAGAUUUUAUAUCGAUACCAAUGGAAGUCUUUGGUAUAAUAAUCAAGGCUGGAAAGAAUAUACAGAUUGUUUGUUAUCAGCAGAUCCAAAUGUUAAGGCAUUAAUAAAAACUAUCAAUCCAGCAGAAAACCAAAUACCUCAGUACCUAUGGAACGAGUAUUUCAUAAAUUUAGAUAAAAACCGUACACUAUCAGACCUCAUCAAUUCAAAAUUAAAGGAAAAUGAUAUUUUUGUUUGUCGUCUUUAUGGAUUAAGAUGCGAAGAGGAUAAAACAUUUCCAGAGAAAACCAAUUUAUCAUCAAUAAUCCUACCAAAGAAUAAUUUAACAGGAAUUAUUACACCAUUUUUACCAUAUUUAUUUACAUUAAAAUCUUUAAAUUUAUCAACAAAUAGCUUAAUUGGUAAUUUUCCUGAUGGUUUAUUACAAACUUCAACUUUACUAUCAUUAAACUUAUCACAUAAUUCAAUAUCGGGUGGAUUAUCUUUAGCAGAAUCAAAGAAUAUUAAAGAAAUCGAUCUAAGUCAUAAUAAAAUAACAGGUUAUUUUAAAAAUUAUUGGAGAACACCGAAAUUAGUAUACCUAGACUUAUCAUAUAACAAAUUAUAUGGAACAAUUUUAAAAGAUUUUUUCACGCAACCAGAGCUAAAAUAUUUAAAUUUAAGUUCGAAUAGACUUGUAGGGUUUUUACCAAUUUUAUCUAAAUCAAGGAUAGAGAAUUUAAAUAUAAGUAACAAUAGAUUAUUGGGUAAUACAACAUAUUUAACAUGUUGGAAAUCAGGAUAUUUAAAGGAAUUUGAUGCACAUAAUAAUUUAUUUUGGGGAAAAUUACCAGAUGGGUUGUUGGAUCAUUCACCAUUAACAUAUAUAAAUUUACAAAAGAAUAGUAUAUUAGGACCAUUACCCUCAAUUUUAGAUUGUGUCAAAACUUUGAAAUAUUUUUUACCACCAGAGCUAAACAAGACUAUGUGUAAUCCAAGGCUAAUAUUACCUCCAAAUGCAUCAACAAUUUUAUUAACUCCGUCUGGCCAGCUGUUUAGGAUAACGGGCAUGGAUUUUGGUGUCAAACCUGAGUAUAUAAAUAUAACAUUUGAAAAUGGUAAACCUUGUAAAAAUAUAUCAAUAGUUAAAGCAAACUCAAUUUUGUCUUGUGUAAACCCUCCUGGAAGAGAUAGUAGUUAUUUUAACGUAACAGUUGGAAGUGUGAUCUUAAGACAAGAUAUAGUUUACAAAAGACCAACUAUAUAUUCAUUUUCAAAAAUUAAUAAGAACAUAGGUGGUACAUUAACAAUUAAAGGUGAUCAGCUUCAAAGUUUUCAAAAUAGUGUUAGUGUUCAAAUUGGUUUCAAUACUAUAUGCAAAAAUGCAAAAAUUUUAACCUUAUCAACUGUAACCUGUGAAUUACCAGCCAAUACAAAUAUCUCAAUGCCAGGUCAAGUACGUUUAGACAUUGAUGGUUUAAUUGCAGGUACUGAUAGUGAAACAUUCUUCUAUUACCAAGAGGUUUACAAUCCAGAUAUAGUGAUUUCAAAACCAGCAAAUUAUAAUGAAGUCAUUUACAUAACAAGUUUAAAUAUAAACAAAUUAAAUAUGGAAACUGUAAUGCGGGUCAAAGUCGAUGGGAAAGAUUGCUUAAAGCUUGUUAUUGAUAACUCUUCAACAAUUCACUGUUUACCCCAUGUAGAUACAUGUGGGUUCCAUAAUAAGGUAAUUAUAAUAACUGAACAUGGUGAGCCACAGUAUAGUUUAGGGCUAAACUAUCCAGAUCCAAUUAUUACAAGAGUUACUGGUGGUGUGUUGGAUAGAGGAAGCUUCAUUACCAUCUCUGGUCAAUUCCUAAAGGCGAAAAAAGAAAAUACUUCAAUUUACAUCCAGAAUGACUAUUGCUGUGCUCUUUAUUUUGAAAACAACGGUGAUCUAGUAUGCUACCUAAAGAGAGAUUCAUCAACUAUAGAAUACAACUUACCAAUCAAUUUUACAAUCUCUGACAGAACCAUUGUAAAGGAUAGUAUUUAUACCGAUAUGAACGAUACUUGUAUUGACGAAUGUGUAAAAUAUAAAACUAAAGGAUGCAGACUAGGUGUUUGUGAGUGCUACCCAAAUUUAACAGGCCCAUGUUGCGAUAAAGAUAUUCCCGAUUCUCAUGUGUAUAAAUCCAGUAAAGAACCAGCAUUUAAUUAUAAAUUUGCAGAGCACAUCAGCAAUAUCAGUUUAAAUGUCAACUUUUCUAAACUGGUCGAGGUGGAUUCUAGAAACAGCAUUGUAAAUACAUACUCUCAUUUAAAUUGGAACUUGGUUAGUGUUAAUGAUACCCAUAGUAUCUACCAAGCUAAUGUUUUACCAGAGCAAUAUAACGAAGAUCCAAAAUAUUCAAGCAAAAUUGAAAUUAUGUUAAUAAAUCGUCCGUAUCACCAUGAAGAGUAUUAUGCUGGGGAUAUUAUGCAGGUGCCUAAACACUCUGUUGAAUGGAUAGUAUCUAUGAAUAAAUGGCAUUUCGCAAACCCAAAGAACUCUCUAAAAUUCCAAUUUCAUUUGUAUUCUGUGAACUAUCUAGACUAUAGCCUAUGUUAUCCUUUUCCUGUUAUCAAUGACACUUCAAGAUGGUUUACAAUGGAUGUUGAAGAUGUAUCAUUUUAUUAUAAGCCCUCAAAAAGAGCCAUUAUCGAUAAUUUAGUUGUAAUGAUCAAUUCAAAAAUAGAUCUAGGUCAAGAAAAUAGAACUGCAGAAUUAAUUUACACCUUUAGCUCUUUUGAUUCCCUCAAAUUCCGUUUAGAUUUUUCAACAAUGAUCACCUCAAAAGAAAUUUCACCUAGAGCUAGGGGUUGUAUUAUAGAUAGAUCAAAGCAAUUCCCAGAUUACAGACUCUUUUUGUUUGGUAUAGCUGCAGCCGUUAUUGUAGCUAUGGCAAUAUCGAUUAUCCAUUGUUCAAGAGUUGAGUCAAGACAAAGAAAAAAAUUAAUCAAAUCUUAUAAAAUAAAACAAAAGAAAAUCAGUAUCAAAACUCCAUUACUUCCUUCAAAUCUACAUUUUAGCUUUUUCGAUAUUAAUCAGUCAAUUAGUUUGGAUAAUGCAUAUUCAUAUGGUUCAAAUAAACAUAUUGAUGAAAACAAUAGCAAUUCAAACAGUUAUAAUAAUAAUAAUAAUGAAAACAAUAUAAACAAUUACAAUAAUGAUAAUACAAAAGAAAAUAAUAACAAUAUCAAUGAUGAAAGUCAUUAUAAAAAAAUAAAUUAAAUAAAUAAUAAAAAAAAAUAAAAAAAAAGCUAAAUAAAAUUAAUUCUUAUUUAAUUUAAAGCUUUUUAAUUUUUAUUUAGUUCUUUAAUUAAAUGU